Molecule: messenger RNA, 2201 nt
Organism: Osmerus eperlanus (European smelt)
Lineage: Eukaryota; Metazoa; Chordata; Actinopteri; Osmeriformes; Osmeridae
Gene: znf276
Product: zinc finger protein 276
Exons: 12
Coding region: 277-2181 (634 amino acids)
Biological process (GO): regulation of transcription by RNA polymerase II
Cellular component (GO): nucleus
Molecular function (GO): RNA polymerase II cis-regulatory region sequence-specific DNA binding; zinc ion binding; DNA-binding transcription factor activity, RNA polymerase II-specific
Source: RefSeq, a predicted model, not a curated record
UACAGAAGCUGCAAUUUGCAGGUUGAUUUAUGCCAUGGUUGCUUGUUCAAACGUGUAAACCAUAUGCGUUAAAUUGAUAACAACAACAAAAAACUUCUUGGAUUGAAUGCGUUAGAAUACUUGGCAAAAGAUGCUGUGGCGUUCUGCCAUGUGUUUUUGUUAUGGCACAGUAAUGGACAAGCACCUCAUGUAGCCCAAGCUACUUGGAAAAAUAAUUUCCCAUUGUAUUGGCUACUCCCAAAUCACUGGGCAGGAUCUCUUGGUAGGAGGACUAUAAUGAAGAAAAGAGGAAGGCGUGCGCGGCUGCCAGAUGCGUCUUGCCAGACAUCCCCGGCGCAAACUGUCGUUACGGUGGUCAAAAAACCUGGGAGGAGAGGGAGACCCAAGAAUGCUCUUAGAGCUGCACAGUCAUCGGUCUCUAGUGAAGGAGAUCUGGGUAAAGGGGACGUGUCUGAUUUACAAUCAAACGCUUGGUUGGCUGCUAAGACAGAGACAAACGAGCAGCCGGUGAACCGACCCAAACCUACUGGGGCAGGCCGAGUGUCUACCUCAUUUUGUCGUCUUUGUCAUGGGAAGUUCUCACCGCGGAGGCUGCGGCAUGCCUUCGACCGGUGGCCAGGGAGGUCUCUUCAGGAACCCGACCCCCAGACAGAGUUGGCUGGACAGUCUCCUCUGCUCUUCCACUCAGACUUCCAGCGUCUGGUGGGAGUUCCGUUGGUCCGCGAUCCCCAGCUCCCACAGUUUGUGUGCAAGAACUGUCACACCAAGUUCUACAAGUGCCACAGGAUCCUGCUCACCUUCCUGCAGAGGGUCAACCACCAGCCUGGGGUGGGGGAGGGUCCCAGAGACCGGAAGAAUCAACAUUGUUCUCAGUCGGCAUCAGUGGACAACAGCAUGACAGCUCCCUCCAUGCCCUCGGACCCCCAGUGUCUUCACGGCCUGGUGUCUUGGGCGCACCACCACGGCGAGGCCUGCAGUUCCUGCCCCAGCCUGAAAGAGGUGCUAGAGGGGCAGUGCUGGGGCUCUGUCAAGGCAGUCUGGGGCUGCGUGGACGGGCACAGCUUUGUGAUGGACACCCAGACCGCCCAGCCCAGAGCCAACCCCGGACACACAGUGACCCGCGGAGGUGAUUGUGGUGGGGGCUCAUUACUGGACGGAGAUUGUCAUUGGAGAGGCGAUGGAGCUCCUGAAGUGAUCGCCUCCACCCUGACCCAACCCAGCCCUGCAGCCACCCCCCAGACCCAGAGCUCCAUGCAGUUUGACACCACCACCACCAGAACGGAUGACUUCCUGGGUAGCGAGGAGACGCCGUCCCCUGUAGCCCCUCCUCUGGAGGACAGGACGGGUGACAGCGACUUCUCAGACAGAGAUGGGUCGAGCGAUGAGUUUGAAGGUGACCGGAGGAAGGACGAGGAUGUUGAGCUGUUUCAGCCAUACCCAGAGAAGAGAGUGGCCGCGCCCAGGAAGAAGAGAAGCGCAGCAAAGCCUCCGAUGGAGCCGAAAGAGAAGAAGAAACCAGGUCCCAAGCCAGGCUGGAAGAAAAAGUUCAAGUUAGAGAGCCUUCACCAGGACGUAAAACAGGAAGUAGAGGAGCUGCCCAACAUCUACAAAUGUCCAUACCAAGGCUGCACAGCUGUGUAUCGAGGAGCAGAUGGGAUGAAGAAGCACAUCAAAGAGCACCAUGAGGAGGUGAGGGAGCGGCCAUGCCCCCACCCUGGCUGCAACAAGGUCUUCAUGAUCGAUCGCUACCUUCAGAGACACGUCAAACUCAUACACACAGAGGUGAGGAACUACAUCUGUGACCAGUGUGGCCAGACCUUCAAGCAGAGGAAGCACCUGUCUGUCCACCAGAUGCGCCACUCGGGAGCCAAGCCACUACAGUGUGAGGUGUGUGGUUUCCAAUGCCGCCAAAGGGCCUCCCUGAAAUACCACAUGACCAAACAUAAGGCAGAGGCCGAUCUGGACUUUGAGUGCGCCAUGUGUGGGAAGCGCUUUGAGAAGGCCCACAACCUCAACGUCCACAUGUCCAUGGUGCACCCCCUUACCCAAGGAGGGAGCAGCUCCUCCUCUCUCCCCCAGGACCCCCUUGUCCAGACCAUCUCAGCCACAGGGGAACUAGUGGCCCAGUUUAAUAACAGCUUGCACCCUCCACCUCAGAGCCUUGAGCACAAAUGGCAAUGACUCCCAUGGGUGGGGGUUGA